Molecule: messenger RNA, 1023 nt
Organism: Tetrahymena thermophila SB210
Lineage: Eukaryota; Ciliophora; Oligohymenophorea; Hymenostomatida; Tetrahymenidae
Exons: 1
Source: RefSeq, a predicted model, not a curated record
AUGAGAUAUGCUUUUAUAAUAAUCUAAUUGAAUACACUAAAAUUUUUUAUUAAUUAGUUAAGUUAAGAUAAUUUUAAAAAUAUUCUUUGUAAAUUGAACGCUUUAAAAAUUAAAAUCAUGUAUUUAGUUUUUUUAAUCAAUUAUGAGAAUCUUCAGUAUGCUAUUCGACUAAAUAAAAUUUAUCAUUUUCUUGGUCAUAUAAUAUUUUUUUACCAGAAGUAGAACGGAAAAUCUUGUCAUAGACAGUUUCUAAAAACUCAACUUUUUAUGUAUCAAUACCUUCUAAAUGGGUGUAGUGAUGGUCUAUAUUAUAGAUUAAUAUAUUUUUAGCAGCAUCCACGUUUUCUGCCCAUCUAAGAGAAUCAUACAAUUUUGUCAUUAUUUCUCUCAUGUCUCCUUUUUCAGAAAGACUAAUGUACUUCAUGCACUUGUCUUUUAAGUGCUCUGUUUGGUUUUUGUAAUCAAAUAUAAUAGACUCUUUUAUGUUAAUAUCAUUAAGCAAAGGAUACUUUAAGUCUUACUUAUCAUCACUACUUCUUAAGUGGAAUAAAUAACAAUUUAUAUAAGGAGAGUAAUGCUUUAAUAAUUAUCCAGGAGCUUCAGAAUGUAUGUGUUCAGCAACUUUAUUUUCUUUCUUUUUUUUUACUAUAGUAAUCCUAUCUUUAAACUAAUCACUCUUAGAAAUAGCUUAAGCUAUUUACUCUCCACUCAAGCUACCAAAUCUUAAAAUAACUAAAUUAAAUUUACUAUUUUCUUGCUAAUUGCUACUAGCUAUUUCUUCUAUUUUAACUACUGUGCUUUCAAUACCAAAUUCACAAGAAGGAAGCUCUUAGACUGGAUCGUUUAUAAUUGAAAUAUUUUAAUCGUAGAAAUCAUUAAAAACAUGAACUGCACUUGUAGGAGAAACAUGAGCAAAUAAAUUAGCACUUGGUGCAGCUAUGGGUCUUUGUGCUAUUCUAAUUAAUCUUCUAGCAACUUCAUGCUGAGGGCAUCUAAUUCCUACAAAAUCUGUCUAAGCUGUGA